AUGAAACACACUGUGGUAUUUCUUCUGCUGCCCCUCCUGGGAAUAUGCUUGGCUUACACUUACCGUAAGUAUAAUGUGCUGAUAUCUGUAUUCAUCUGCAUCAGCAUAAGUUGCAUUUUGAGUUCUUUUAGCCCCAAAAUUCUUGACUGUACUGCAAUAAUUAUGCAUAAUUUAAAGCAUACAAAAUGUAAACUGUGUUUCACUUGAAAAUAAGUUAUCUUCAAACACAGCACUUAUUUGAGUCAUUCUUUGUCACCAUCUCUAAAAGCUUUCUUUUUCUGGUUAAGGAUUGCUUUUAUGUCACUUGUGAUUCAGGGUCUGUUGUUGGGGAAACAGCGAACAGUCUGUGGGUAUAACGGUGUCUCUACAGAAGUUAAGAUAUUCAGUAAAGCAGUCAACCUGUUUGCCUAUUUUUGAGUGGUUACAGGGUUUAAAGGCUUGCAGUAGACAGCAUCAAGCUUAAGAAAAUGAAAUAAAUGUAUUUCUUUGGCAGAAAACGUGGCCCUUCGUGGCAAAGCAACUCAGUCACAUCGGUACCUUCACCAUUUUGGGGACGCCAACAGUGCAAUUGAUGGAAAUCGCGACUCUACCUUCGAUGCUGGUUCAUGCACUCACACUAUAGAAAUGGCCAACCCCUGGUGGAGGGUGGACCUGCUGGACCGCUAUGUAGUCACCUCUGUCAUCAUCACCAACAGAGGAGACUGCUGUGCAGAGAAGCUCGACGGAGCUGAGGUCCACAUCGGUGACUCUCUACAAGACAACGGUGCUGUGAACCCACCGUGAGUGCACAUGAACGCCACUGUAAACCCGACACCACAGUGACCUUUGUAGUGUCAGGUCUGACCCUGACUAAGAACUUCGUCAGUUUAAUUGGACUUGGUUGCUUGUUUUGACAGACUUGUUUUUCUUUGCAUGACUAAAAAUCUCACAAUAGAGUUUGUGUUUCUUUUUCAGAGCCGGUGUCAUCUCUCAGAUCCCUGCAGGAAGCUCGCACAUUCUGUCUGUGAAUGAUUUGGCUGGACGGUACGUGACAGUCUUACUUCCUGGUGCAAAGAGGAUUCUGACUCUGUGUGAAGUGGAGGUCUAUGGGUACCGUGCGCCGACAGGUGAGAUUUAAGAUGCAUGGACAGACUACAGUUAUGGAUUGAGCUGGAGAGAAAAUUCACUUUUGUUGUGACUUGAUUGUAGUGAAACAUGAGAAUAAUACAAACAUAUGAAUACAUGCUGACAGUUUAUUGCUGUUUUUCUUAGGGGAGAACCUUGCACUCAAAGGGAAGGCCACACAGUCUACGUUAUACUCAGAAGGCAUGGCGUACUUUGCAAACGAUGGAAAUAAUGGCAACAGUAGAGCAGAUGGGUCCUGCACUGCCACCAACAACAAUUUCGCCCCCUGGUGGCGACUGGAUCUGAUAAGAACCCAUAAAAUUUUCACUGUAAAGAUAACUAACCGCAUAGAUCCUCGAUUCGCACCUCGACUAAAUGGAGCUGAGCUCCGCAUCGGAGAUUCUCUCGAAAACAACGGCAACAACAAUCCCAGGUCCUACACCAAGGAUUAAAAAAAUAAUCUGAAUAUUUCUUUUAUUCUUAAAUUGUAGCGCUCCAUCAAUAACAAACGUGUCUUUUUUCUUUUCUCAGGUGUGCUGUGCUUGAAAACGUCCCAGCUGGCGCUACUGUUGAGUACCAAUGCAAUGGGAUGUGUGGUGUGAUGCCUCCUCAUCCUGUGUUAUUUUGGCUGGACUCCCUGUUUUUCCCUAUUUGCCUGUUCUGGCUGUGCUCUUUUCCAGGGCUUCCUCCCCUCCCCCGGCGCUGAGGCUGAGUGAGACGACACACCUGCUCCUCGUCCCCAAUCAAGGGACUUUAAGAAGCCUGCAGCCCUCAGUCUCAGCGCCUGAGUAUUGUCUACCCUGCCCAGCGGUAAAGACGCGUCUCCUGGCCAAAACCUCGUGGUAUAACUUUGAGAACUUUACUCCUUGUGACUCUUUGCAUGUCCUUUAACUCCGGUCUCCUCUGGUUUCUCCUGCAGUGUCUCCAGCCCACACGACAGCCAGCCUACCAGCCAACCAACCGGACUUCCUUUGUUCCCUUAUCUAUCCCUUUCUGUUUUUGGACAUUAAAUUCGUUUUACGUUGAGCUCUGUCUCAGUGUCUGCUUCUGGGUCCUCACUACAAGCCUGCCGCACAACAGAAUACUCAGGCCAGGAGAAUGGACCCACCAGACCCAGACCGAGUUCAGCUAGCCGUCCAGAAGCUCGGCACGCGGAUUGGCCAACAUGAGGAGAUGCUCCAGAGUCUCCAUCAGUCGCUUCAUGGCCUCUCCAUUCAAAUGUCGCAGCUGGCGGAGCAACUACUCCCUCGGUCUCCACCACAACAACCAGGAUUCCCCCCCUCUGUGAGUACGGUCCCCUCUUCACCUCCUCCACCACCCGCUAUCCUCAAAGAGCCCUAUGUCCCUCCUCCUGAGCCGUAUGCUGGGGAGAUUGGGGGCUGCAGAGGUUUCCUGCUCCGUUGCGCCUUAGUAUUUGAUCAACAGCCCAUUAGCUACCCCUCAGAUCGAGCUAAGGUUGCGUACACCAUCAAUCUGUUAAGAGGUAGGGCCGCUAAGUGGGCUACAGCCGUCUGGGAUAGGGACACACCUCUGUUCGCUUCUUACCCCCGUUUUUCCGAAGAGCUCCGGAGAAUAUUUGAUUUUCCUGUCGAGGGCCCCGAGUGUACCAAACGGCUAUUUUCCCUCACCCAGAGCUCUCGGUCAGUGGCGGAAUACUCCAUUGAGUUCCGUACUGUGGCGGCCGAGAGUGGGUGGGGGGACCUCGAGUUAAAAGGGGAUAUUCACUCGGGGUCUCUCUGAACAAUUGAAGGAUGAGCUAGCGACUCGUGAUGAGCCCUCCUCCCUGGAGGAGCUAAUAGCGCUAGCUAUUAGAAUUGAUAAUCGCCUCAGGGAGAGACGGAGGGAGAAGAAAAACCAUUCCUUAGUCCCUAGAAUAGACUCCCCUCCCUCUGUUGCGGUCAGCGGGUCUCCUCUGCAGCCCUCAGUCUUCCCGGAUCCGGCGCCAUCUGCAGGUGAACCCAUGCAGAUCGGCCACACUAAGCUUCACCCGGAUGAACGGAGAAGGAGGGUAGAGAAGAGGCUAUGCAUCUAUUGUGGCCAGGCCGGUCACUUUCUAACCAACUGCCCAAACAAGUUAAACGGCCAGGCUCAUCCGUGACUGAGGGCACACUGAUGAGCCAUACCUCCUCCUUUGCCAGCUCUCCCAAACGCAUCCUGGUACCUGCUUGUCUCCUGUGGGGAAAGGAGUCCACUUCCCUCCAAACCCUUAUUGACUCUGGGGCGGAUGAUAACUUCAUUCAUGCUGGACUGGCAGCGCGGCUUCAGCUCCCCCUGGAGGAACUCCCGGCUCCCCGUAAGGUCACCGCUCUCGAUGGCAGAGUUAUAGCCUCCAUCACCCACUGCACAGCUCCUCUCACCCUCAUCCUCUCCGGAAAUCAUCGGGAGGACAUCCGGCUGUUCCUGCUUCCAUCUCCUCACUCUCCCCUGGUGCUGGGACUCCCUUGGCUACAAAUCCACAACCCUCAGAUUAACUGGUCCACAUCUUCAAUCUCCGCCUGGAGCCCUCACUGUCACUCCCACUGCCUCCGCUCCGCCAAUCCUCACAUCCACCGACAGAGGUCAGCAUCUCCACCGCCAUCUCUCACCUCGGUUCCCCCCGUCUACCAUGACCUAGCAAUGGUAUUCAGCAAGGAGCAGUCUCUCAUUCUUCCUCCUCAUCGCCCCUACGACUGCGCCAUAGACCUGCUCCCUGGAGCCCCUCUUCCCAGUAGUAGACUGUACAACCUCUCUCGGCCCGAACGAGAGGCCAUGGAGGACUAUAUUCAAGACUCCCUGACCUCAGGACUCAUCCGACCCUCAUCUUCUCCCCUGGCUGCUGGUUUUUUCUUCGUGAAGAAAAAAGAUUCCUCUCUCCGUCCCUGCAUUGACUUCCGUGGAUUGAAUGAUAUCACCAUUAAAAACAAAUAUCCCCUACCACUCAUUGAUCCCUCCUUCGAACCUCUCUGUCAAGCCACCAUCUUCUCAAAACUGGACCUCCGGAAUGCCUAUCACCUGGUUCGCAUCCGGGAGGGGGACGAAUGGAAGACGGCCUUUAACACACCCAUGGGCCACUUCGAAUACCUGGUCAUGCCCUUUGGCCUCACCAACGCUCCUGCUGUGUUCCAGACCCUCAUUAAUGAUGUCCUCCGCGACAUGAUUAACCAGUUCGCCUUCGUCUACUUAGAUGAUAUUCUGAUCUUCUCCCGAAACCUGGAGGAACACCAGCAGCAUGUCCGACUCAUCCUUCAGCGCCUCCUCGAAAACCGCCUUUUCGUGAAGCCCGAAAAGUGCGAGUUCCACGCCUCCUCCGUCAGUUUCCUUGGUUACAUCAUCGCCCAGGGGGAGCUACGCCCAGACCCAGAAAAAGUCUGCGCUGUCCGUGACUGGCCCACCCCCUCCUCCCGCAAAGACCUCCAGCGAUUCCUUGGCUUCGCUAAUUUCUAUCGACGGUUCAUUAAGAACUACAGUAAGGUCGCAGUUCCCCUCACCCGGCUCACAUCCCUAAAGGUUCCAUUCUCCUGGACCCCCGAAGCAGACGCCACCUUCCAUCACCUCAAAUCCCUCUUCAUCUCCGCCCCGGUGCUCAAACACCCAGAUCCCUCGCUUCAGUUCAUGGUGGAGGUCGACGCUUCGGACUCUGGAGUAGGGGCCGUCCUCUCACAGAGGGACUCUCAGACCCAGAAGCUUCAUCCUUGCGCCUUUUUCUCCCGGAAACUCUCAGCCACGGAACAAAAUUAUGACGUGGGAAACCGUGAAUUACUGGCUGUCGUGUGGGCACUGCAAGAAUGGAGACACUGGCUGGAAGGAGCUUCCCAACCGUUUCUAAUCUGGACAGACCACAAGAACCUGCAAUACCUCCGCUCCGCUCGUCGCCUCAACCCCAGGCAAGCCCGCUGGUCCCUUUUUCUCAGCAGAUUCAAUUUCACCCUCUCCUAUCGUCCCGGCUCCCGCAACCUCAAACCAGACGCCCUCUCUCGGAUCUACGCCUUGGAUACUCCAGACCCCAGUGAACCAGACACCAUCCUCCCCGCCUCCUGUGUCGUCGGCUCCGCCACCUGGGAGAUCGAUACUAUCGUGGACCAGGCCCUCCGGAACCACCCAGACCCCGGAACCGGCCCGCCGGACAGAAAGUUCGUCCCUGAGGUCGCACGCUCUCAGGUCCUACAGUGGGGGCACUCCUCCAAGCUCACCUGCCACCCCGGGUUUCAACGCACCCUCCAAUUCCUCCAGCAGCGGUUCUGGUGGCCAGGGAUGGUCCGGGACGUACGGGCGUUUGUUGCUGCCUGCUCCGUCUGUGCCUGAAGCAAAGCCUCCCACCAACCUCCGGCUGGCUUGCUGCGUCCUCUGCCUGUGCCUUCACGCCCCUGGUCCCACAUAGCCUUAGAUUUCGUCACUGGUCUCCCUCCCUCUGAAGGUAACACUGUCAUACUCACCAUCAUUGACAGAUUCUCCAAAUUUGUUCACUAUAUCCCUUUACCCAAGCUCCCAUCUGCCUUUCAAACUGCUAACCUCCUAGUCACUCAUGUAUUUCAAUUACAUGGGAUUCCCCGUGACAUCGUGUCAGAUCGUGGUCCUCAGUUUUCCUCUCAGGUCUGGAGAGCUUUCUGCCAGGCAGUGGGCGCAGCAGCUAGCCUCUCCUCGGGUUACCACCCACAGACCAAUGGCCAGACGGAGCGGGCUAAUCAGAACCUCGAGUCGGCCCUGCGGUGUGUGGCGGCCCAUCACCCAGCGUCCUGGAGUACGCACCUCCCGUGGAUCCAAUACGCCCAUAACUCCCUCACCUCUUCAGCCACAGGUAUGUCCCCAUUCAUGUGCUGUUUUGGGUACCAGCCCCCCUGUUUCCCGAACAGGAGCAACCUGUGGCCGUCCCGUCGGUGAGGGAGCACAUUGGGCGUCUACGGGAGGUGUGGAGAUCGGCCAGGGCCGCACUCACCCGCACGGCCGAGCGCAACAAACGCCUGGCUGACGUUCACCGCUCUCCAGCACCAGACUAUCGUCCUGGUCAGAUGGUCUGGUUAUCGUCUCGUGACCUUCCCCUGCAGACCGAGUCCCGCAAGCUGUCCCCCCGCUUCAUUGGUCCCUUCCCUAUCCAGAAAAUCAUCAACCCUUCAGCGGUGAGAUUAAAACUUCCCUCAUCUCUCAAAAUUCAUCCCACAUUCCAUGUCUCCUUGUUAAAACCUGUUGCCUCAUGCACCCUGAGCCCUCCUUCCGUCGCCCCUCCACCCCCCCGAUUGAUUGAUGACCACCCUGCCUUCACUGUAAGGAAAAUCCUGGACGUGCGGCCUCGGGGGCGAGGCUUCCAAUACCUCGUGGACUGGGAGGGUUACGGUCCAGAGGAACGUUCCUGGAUCUCCCGCUCCCUCAUCCUGGACCACCAACUCCUGGAGGAGUUCUACGCUGCCCACCCCAACAAGCCCGGCAGAACGCCAAGAGGCGUUCGUUAAGGGGGGGGUACUGUGGUGUGAUGCCUCCUCAUCCUGUGUUAUUUUGGCUGGACUCCCUGUUUUUCCCUAUUUGCCUGUUCUGGCUGUGCUCUUUUCCAGGGCUUCCUCCCCUCCCCCGGCGCUGAGGCUGAGUGAGACGACACACCUGCUCCUCGUCCCCAAUCAAGGGACUUUAAGAAGCCUGCAGCCCUCAGUCUCAGCGCCUGAGUAUUGUCUACCCUGCCCAGCGGUAAAGACGCGUCUCCUGGCCAAAACCUCGUGGUAUAACUUUGAGAACUUUACUCCUUGUGACUCUUUGCAUGUCCUUUAACUCCGGUCUCCUCUGGUUUCUCCUGCAGUGUCUCCAGCCCACACGACAGCCAGCCUACCAGCCAACCAACCAGACUUCCUUUGUUCCCUUAUCUAUCCCUUUCUGUUUUUGGACAUUAAAUUCGUUUUACGUUGAGCUCUGUCUCAGUGUCUGCUUCUGGGUCCUCACUACAAGCCUGCCGCACAACAGGGAUGGAUGGUCGCUUUGUUAAUGUGGUCAUUCCUGGAAGGUCGGAGUACCUGACCCUGUGUGAGGUGGAGGUUUAUGGUUCGGUCCUGGAUUAAAAUGAAGAGUUACUACUGUUACAUGAUUUUUCAUGUAUUUUGUUCCCAUUAAAUCACUCAAUCCUGUAGACAAAGCUUCAUUUUCUCUGUUUGCACAAAAAUCAAAACCAAAUAAAAAAAAAUAAAAAAAAAUUCUCCUUAAAAUUCAAAACCAGUGACACAUUGGUGAAAUGUUACUUUGUCUGGUAGUUCAGGGUGUUUUCUGUCAAAUGUUUUUAGUGGACGAUAAGUCACUGCUGCAGGUGGACCAAUUAAGCACUGGGACUCUUCUACUCCUGAGCCAUGCUGUUGUAGUAUCUGCAGAAUGAGGUUUGACGUUGUGUUGGGUAAAUACGUGAGAUCUUCCCUAAAAAUUGCUUUAUCUGAAGGGAAAACAUGGAUGUAUUAUUCAGAUGCCUUACACCCUAAUGUUUUGAGUGUAGCAUAUCAUGUCAUUGGAGUUAUGGUCUGAGUUGUUGUACUCUUUAGUGUGAUGAGUGAUCUUAAACACUGUACAUCACAUGACCUUUAAGAACCUCAUAAUCUCACAGUCAAACCAUAAGUGAGGAACCGAAAUACACAAUAAGGGAAGUGUGCAUUAAAGAAAAAAACUGUUAAGCAAUGAUUGCACAGUGCCAAAUAUUCCUGAACUGAUUUCUGAUUAUGGGCUCAUCAGAAACAGAACUGAAGCAAAUGAGGGUUAUAAAGGCUGCUGCACAUCAGGAGCUUCGGGGAUUUGGAAACUUUCAUUUCAUCAUUUGACUUCAGGGCGAAAGCACCGCUAAGUCUCCAGGUAAAUAUCUGCGCAUUAGAUCAUCUAAUUAUAUCUGUUUUAACAGCAAAUUAAACCCUUUUGUGCUGUUUUCCUUCUGACUUUGUGUUAUAGAAAUGACAGUAGUUGCUUGAUUAGAAAAACAGACAUACAUCUUGAAGAAAUGUUCCUCUGCAGCACAGGCUGGCCUCAGGAUACCUUUGGCAGGCGUUUAAAUUUUAAGCAGAGAGUUUUCCAGUUCAUUCUUGUUUUUAGAAUUGAAUGCAAAAACUCUUCACUCAAUUCUAUUUCCACUGAAGUGAAGUUAAAAAAACCCACAAAAACCUGUUGUCAAAAACUAUCUUUGACCUGCUUUACUUCGAUGACUCUGUCCUCUCUGUCUCAGUCAGAACAAUGAAACACACUGUGGUAUUUCUUCUACUGCCUUUCCUGGGAAUAUGCUUGGCUUACACUUACCGUAAGUAUAAUGUGCUGAUAUCUGUAUUUUUCAGCCCCAAAAUUGUUGACUGUACUGCAAUCAAUAUGCAUAAUUUUACGGCCUAUAUAAUUUAAACUGUGUUUAACCUGAAAAUAAGUUCUCUUCAGUGGUCAUUACUGAAAAAAAACAAUAGCUAAAGACUUAAAAAGCAUUUUUGGUUCCAACCUGUAAGGACGCUGAAUUCUACUGUUAAAUUUGGCAUUUUAAUAUUGGACCUAAUGAGGCUUAACUCACUUUAGGAGCCAUCCUCUAGUGGCUAUUCAUGGAACUGCAGCUUCUUCCACUCACACUAUGGCUGCUUUUUUACAUCAUUACAAGGUUGACAUAUUCAUUAUUGCAGUGAAUGCCCCAAAAGGAUAAAAAGUCUUUCUAUCUGUUAUCUAAACUGAGUCUAUUCCAGCAGGGUAAUCCCCUGACAGGUUGCAAGUUUAUCCCUUGGCUAACAUAGUUACACAUUCUCACAUGAGUGAAAACUUAGAGCAACCAGUCAACUUCGCGAGCCUUUCAUUAGCAUGUGGCGCCAUGUGUGCAAAUUGUACAAAAAGGCUCCAGCUGGGAUUCAAACCAGGGACCUUCUUGCUGAGGAAAUGGUGGUAACCACUGCCUAACUGGCCCUAGGGUUAAAAAUUGGUUUCAAAGAUAUUGUUUCCUUUUUUUUUGAGUGGUUACAGGGUUUAAAGGCCUGCAGUAGACGGUAUCAAGCUUAAGAAAAUAAAUAAAUUUGUAUUUCCUUGCCAGAAAACGUGGCCCUCCGUGGCAAAGCAACUCUGUCACAUCGGUACCCUCACCAUUUCGGGGAUGCCAACAGUGCAAUCGAUGGAAAUCGCGACUCUACCUUCGAAGCUGGUUCAUGCAUUCACACUAUAGAAAUGGCCAACCCCUGGUGGAGGGUGGACCUGCUGGACCGCUAUGUAGUCACCUCUGUCAUCAUCACCAACAGAGGAGACUGCUGUGCAGAGAAGCUCGACGGAGCUGAGGUCCACAUCGGUGACUCUCUACAAGACAACCGUGCUGUGAACCCACCGUGAGUGCACAUGAACGCCACUGUAAACGCGACACCACAGUGACCUUUGUAGUGUCAGGUCUGACCCCGACCAAGAACUUCGUCAGUUUAAUUGGACUUGGUUGCUUGUUUUGACAGACUUGUUUUUCUUUGCAUGACUAAAAAUCUCACAAUAGAGUUUGUGUUUCUUUUUCAGAGCUGGUGUCAUCUCUCAGAUCCCUGCAGGAAGCUCGCACAUUCUGCCUGUAAAUGAUUUGGCUGGACGGUACGUGACAGUCGUCCUCCCUGGUGCAAUGAGGAUUCUGACUCUGUGUGAAGUGGAGGUCUAUGGGUACCGUGCGCCGACAGGUGAGAUUUAAGAUGCAUGGACAGACUGCAGUUAUGGAUUGAGCUGGAGAGAAAAUUCACUUUUGUUGUGACUUGAUUGCAGUAAAACAUAAUAGAAACACAUGAAUACAUGCUGACAGUAUAUUGCUGUUUUUCUUAGGGGAGAACCUUGCACUCAAAGGGAAGGCCACACAGUCUACGUUAUACUCAGAAGGCAUGGCGUACUUUGCAAACGAUGGAAAUAAUGGCAAUGACAGAGCAGAUGGGUCCUGUACUCACACCAACAACAAUUUCGCCCCCUGGUGGCGACUGGAUCUGAUAAGAACCCAUAAAAUUUUCACUGUUAAGAUAACUAACCGCAGAGAUCCUCGAUUCGCACCUCGAAUAAAUGGAGCUGAGCUCCGCAUCGGAGAUUCUCUGGAAAACAACGGCAACAACAAUCCCAGGUCCUACACCACGAAUUAAAAAAAUAAUCUGAAUAUUUCUUUUGUUCUUGAAUUGUAGCGCUCCAUCAAUAACAAACAUGUCUUUUUCCUUUUCUCAGGUGUGCUGUGCUUGAAAACGUCCCAGCUGGUGCUACUGUUGAGUACCAAUGUAAUGGGAUGGAUGGUCGCUUUGUUAAUGUGGUCAUUCCUGGAAGGUCGGAGUACCUGACCCUGUGUGAGGUGGAGGUUUAUGGUUCGGUCCUGGAUUAA
Messenger RNA from Xyrichtys novacula (pearly razorfish), 10375 nucleotides. The record is from the annotation of a GenBank genome assembly. NCBI's taxonomy places the organism in Eukaryota, Metazoa, Chordata, Actinopteri, Labriformes, Labridae.